GGACGGAGCGGAGGGCAGGUCCAGCAGGGCGCGGCACCUCCUCAGUCCUGUAGAGGGACCGGCAGCGCCACAGGGACGCAUUGAGGCGCAGACCGCUGCGGGGACACCCUCUGACCGCCGUGCCCAGCAGGCGCACCGCGCGCCUCCGUGUCUGUGUCGGAGCUGUGAGAAAAGCGCUGCAGACAGAGAGGGGGGGUGGGGGGGCAGCUUUGAUCCCGCCUGCCAAGACAAACGCACCUCCACUAUUUAUGCCCCUGCCUGUACGUGCGCCCGGGACAGCGGCUCAGAGGACAGGUUCGGGACAGCGGGACAGAGGACAGGUUCGGGACAGCAGGUCAGAGGAUAGGACAGGACAGGAGCUCAAAGGACAGGGUCGGGACAGCGGGACAGGUUCAGGUCUCCGGCUCAUCUCCAGCGGCGCACGGGCAACUUUUACGCACGGGGAAUGGCCACUUUUAGGGACUCCGGAGUGAGUCCUGCUCCUGUCCCUCCACUCUAAAGUUUCCCCCACGCAUCCAGAGACACUCAGCGGGGGAUAGGAGGGGGGUCCACAUCGGCCCCGGGGCGGGAUGCUGUUCCCCAAGCUGGUGACGUGCCUCGCGGGGUGCGCAGUCCUCCUCUCGCCGGCCAGCGAGGCCUGCGGGCCGGGCAGAGGCUACGGCAAAAGGCGGUCCCCGCGCAAGCUGGCUCCGCUCGCCUACAAGCAGUUCAGCCCCAACGUGGCCGAGAAGACCCUGGGGGCCAGCGGGAGGUAUGAGGGGAAGAUUACCCGCAACUCUGAACGCUUCAAGGAGCUCACCCCGAACUAUAACCCGGACAUCAUCUUCAAGGAUGAGGAGAACACAGGUGCAGACCGCAUGAUGACGCAGCGCUGCAAAGACAAGCUGAACUCUCUGGCCAUCUCGGUGAUGAACCUGUGGCCCGGGGUCCGGCUGCGGGUCACCGAGGGCUGGGAUGAGGACGGCCACCACUCGGAGGAGUCGCUGCACUACGAGGGCCGGGCGGUGGACAUCACCACCUCGGACCGGGACCGCAACAAGUACGCAAUGCUGGCCAGGCUGGCGGUGGAGGCCGGCUUCGACUGGGUCUACUACGAGUCCAAGGCCCACAUCCACUGCAGUGUCAAGUCAGAUCAUUCCGUGGCGGCGAAAUCUGGAGGUUGUUUCCCCGGCGACGCCUUGGUGACGCUGGCGAGCGGCGUUCAGAAGUCCGUCAGCGAGCUGCGAGCCGGCGAGCGCGUCCUGGCGUCGGCGGGCAGCGACGGCAGCGGGGACCUGGUUCACAGUGAGGUCCUGCUCUUCAUGGAUCGCGACCCCGUGACCUGGAGGCUCUUCUACACGCUGCACACGGACGCCGGGGCCCGCAUCUCGCUCACCGCUGCCCACCUCGUGUUUGUGACGGAGGGGAACUGCUCAGAGGGGGCGCUGCCGGCCCACGGCGCCCUCAGGACCGUAUACGCAAGUGACGCCCGCCCGGGACAGUGCGUGCUGGUUACACAAGGGGACGAGCGGCGGGGCCGUCUGUCCCGAGUCAAACAGGUCAGCAUGAGAGCGAGUAGGGGAGCGUUUGCGCCUCUGACUCAGAAGGGGACCCUGGUGGUGGACGGCGUGGUGGCGUCCUGCUAUGCCGUAGUGGACCAGCAGACACUAGCUCACUGGGCCUUCUCGCCAAUGCGGCUCGUCCACAGCUGGACUGGGACCACGAGGCGCCACGGGGAAGGGAUCCACUGGUAUUCGCGGCUCUUACACUGGCUUGGCAGGACACUGCUGGGCCCGGGGCGCCUCCACCCACUGGGCGUGGCUCAGGACGCCAGGUGAGGACCACCUGAUAGGACCUUUGGGUUCCUGCUGAUGCAUCAUGGGAGCUCGCAGCAGGAAGAAUAUGCUGGCUCAGAUGAACUCUCCAAAAUAAGAGCACUUAGAGUCAGAACAAUGAGCUCACAAAAGACUUUUAUUGACACGGUGAAACAAAAAUCCCUUAAUGAACCCUUAAAACACACAGUGAGGCAGCUUAGGACCAGAUUUAUGAAUAAAGGGGACACGCCGGACAAAAGCACCAAAUGUUUUCCACAUGCUUUCUUUCACUAUAGGUUUCAAUUUUUGGUAGGAGCCACUUCAUCAAGAUUGUAGAUCGGAGAUGGCAGCCAUAUAAAGUCUAUGAGAACCAAUAUAUCUUCAAAGUCACUUAAAAGGUCAUUCUUCGUGUCAAAAUAUAAAUUUUCUGUUGGGAAAAAUGUACAAGAUUUGACAUGAGAUGAAAGCUUUCCCUUGAUUUGUUUGAGCAGAUUCCAAACACUUUCAAUUCAGGAUUCCCUGCUGCAGCACUUAAAGACCUACCAGUCUAGGUGAAAAUGAACAUAUCUAUUUGAUCAAAUAAUCAUCUAGUGAUAUUCUCAAUAGCUUUAAAUUAUAUUUUGACCCAGAAAAUGUAUAUUUUGACACCAAGAUUGACCUUCUAAGUG
Molecule: messenger RNA, 2461 nt
Organism: Centropristis striata (black sea bass)
Lineage: Eukaryota; Metazoa; Chordata; Actinopteri; Perciformes; Serranidae
Product: indian hedgehog B protein-like
Exons: 3
Coding region: 570-1817 (415 amino acids)
Biological process (GO): protein autoprocessing; smoothened signaling pathway; cell-cell signaling
Molecular function (GO): patched binding; calcium ion binding
Source: RefSeq, a predicted model, not a curated record